ACCCAUGAUCUGUCGUAAUAUAAACCAAAUCAUUAAUAGUUUCUAGAUCUCCGCAGUCUUGCCCUCGCCCCCGUCUCUUUCGUCUUCCUUCCAGCUCCAAAAUCAAGUCGAUGGGGUUUAAAUCAGCGGGUUUAGGUGUGGGAUAGCGACUGCGUUCUUUGUCCAGGAAAGCUGAGAUCGAGGAGAAGAAGGAAGGUGGGAAGGGGGUGAAGAAAAGGAGGAAGAACAUGAGUGACUUGGUGGCCCGCACAGGUCGACAUCAGCAGCGCUACGAGGCCGGGUGUCGCCUUAUUGCUGGGUGCAUACCAUUUAGAUAUAAAAUCUCUGAUAAUGUUGUUAGCAGCAAGCCUGAGAAGAAUAUUGAAGUUCUUAUGAUCAAUUCCCAAAGCGGGCCUGGACUUUUGUUUCCAAAGGGAGGUUGGGAAAACGAUGAAACUGUUGAAGAGGCCGCUUUGCGCGAAGCCCUCGAGGAAGCCGGAGUAAGAGGAGAACUUAAAGAAUUUUUGGGAUAUUAUUAUUUCCGAAGCAAAAGUCUUCAGGAUGAAUUCAGUCCAGAAGGAUUAUGCAAAGCUGCAAUGUUCCCAUUGCUCGUCACAGAGGAACUCUGCUCAUGGCCAGAACAGAGCACUCGCCGGAGGAGUUGGGUCACAAUACCCGAGGCCGCCGAGCAAUGUAGACAUCCAUGGAUGGAGGAGGCUCUUGUUGAGGGAUUUUCGAAGUGGCAUGCAAACCAAUGAUUAAUGUAGAUGAUGAGGAUUAAAAGCCUAUAAUGGAAUAUUUAUAUGAAGAAUAGUGGUGGCUAAUUUGCAAUGGACUAAGCAAAAUUUCACCCUUCUAGUUCAUUUUUGGAGAUUCGGAUGUAAAGACUUUGAUUUCAAGCUUAUUUUAGUUUCUUGGAAGUUCCCAGGCUUGUUAAUGCUGUCUUAUGCUUAAGGAUUUAGUCAUCUUUUGCAUCAUUUGAACAUGACAUUUAUAUUA
Molecule: messenger RNA, 978 nt
Organism: Dendrobium catenatum
Lineage: Eukaryota; Viridiplantae; Streptophyta; Magnoliopsida; Asparagales; Orchidaceae
Product: nudix hydrolase 16, mitochondrial
Exons: 5
Coding region: 228-737 (169 amino acids)
Cellular component (GO): nucleus; cytoplasm
Molecular function (GO): pyrophosphatase activity
Source: RefSeq, a predicted model, not a curated record